UUCAGGCUAUGCAAAUGCAAGAAAUGUCCCAAAAUGUCUUGAACUAUAUGAAACUAUGAAAAAGUUGGGAAUAAAACCAACCAUAAAUACAUUUCAUCCGCUAAUCAGUGGAUGCAGUAGACAAGGGAUAGAGCUUGUAGAGACACUGUUUACUGAAAUGUUACGGUUUAAUUUGGCUCCUGAUCGAGUUGUGUAUAAUGCAAUAAUUCAUAGUCAUGCCAAAAUUGGAAGUCUUCGAAAGGCAUAUGAACUCUAUCACGGUAUGAUAGACCGGAGAGUUCAAACAGACAACAUGACUUAUCAUAGUUUGAUUCUGGGUCAUUUAAGGGAGGGAGAGUUGUCAGAAACUAAAGAUCUUGUUGACAGUAUGAAGGCCAAAGGAUUAGCCCCUAAUGCUAAUACAUAUAACAUUUUGGUUAAGGGACAUUGCUACAGAAAGGAUUUUGGUGUAGCAUAUAUUUGGUGCAGAGAAAUGAUUGAAAACAAUUUCCACCCUAGUGUUAGUAUUUGCAAGGAGCUUGUUGCUGGCCUUAAGCAGGAGGGAAGGUUGAACGAGGUCCUAGUUAUAUGCUCUGAAAUGAAAGUUAAAGGAAUGGCAGAUUGGGGCUCUAUUGAAGAUCUAUCUGCUGUUGCUGAAACGUAAGAAAGAGACUAUUAUUGUUGAGCUUGCUCACAAUCAAUCUAUCAACACGGGAAAAGAAAGCAAGGAUCUAUCUGACACUACCCAAAGGAUCUACACUUAGCCAGUGAAUACAAGAUGCUACAAUGAACAUUUGGUGAGAUUUUCUCAUCUACUAUGACUAUAAAUUAUCUGCUGCUGCUAAACAAUCAAGUCUGGUGCUGUUAUGCAUUUUUAUCUAUUACGGAGAUUUGGAAGAGAUUUUCAUCUUCAUCGUCUGUAAGUUUCUCAAGAAGUAACAUAUGUUGCAUUUGUAUAAUAAUACUCCAAAACUCAAGGUUGUCAUUUUUAUUUCUAUUUUGGAUGAUAAUACACUUGUUAUAAAUUGCAAUCAUCUAAGAGCUCUUUGUAUAGGACACUGCAAAAAUCAAUUUCUUGGUUAACAAUUUUCAUUUCAUU
This is a messenger RNA of Manihot esculenta (cassava), 1078 nucleotides long. RefSeq names its product pentatricopeptide repeat-containing protein At5g12100, mitochondrial-like. The transcript is spliced from 2 exons. Gene Ontology annotation, molecular function: protein binding. Lineage: Eukaryota; Viridiplantae; Streptophyta; Magnoliopsida; Malpighiales; Euphorbiaceae. The record is from RefSeq and is a predicted model, not a curated record. The coding region runs from base 56 to 643 and encodes 195 amino acids.